AUGUCUUCCGCCGCUGCCGCGUCACGCUCGCCGACCCGCCAAGGAGGAGACACCGGCUCAGACGAUGAAGACGCGCAUGAGUUCGUUCCGGUCAAGCGGACGGAUAUGCCGGAGUACAUCACAACAGUCGAGCAGGAGAUAGUUGGCUUAAUGGGAGGGCCUUCUGUGACAGAGGAGCAGGAUAAAAAAAUCGACGACAAAACGCGGGACCAAUUCAGAGUCAAAGUGGGUUUGUUUGGGCAUAACAUCGUCCACCACUUCACGGAGGGCCGGUACUUUGCGGUGUCCCGGUUCCUUGCAUCAGCCUUGACUGAGCUAGCCCACGCCAACCAACACAUCAGGAAAAACGUUCGUGUCUUAAGUGGUCUUGUGGAGAGCCAAAAGUGA
Molecule: messenger RNA, 387 nt
Organism: Rhodofomes roseus
Lineage: Eukaryota; Fungi; Basidiomycota; Agaricomycetes; Polyporales; Fomitopsidaceae
Exons: 3
Coding region: 1-387 (128 amino acids)
Source: RefSeq, a predicted model, not a curated record